UGGAGUGGCGAGUUAAUUCAGAACAGAGGGAGAGGGAGGGGGGAGAGAGGGAGUGAAGUUUGGAAUAUCGGAUGGAAAAAAAGGAGGAAGAAAAGAGACAUGAAGCUGGGCCCAGAGAAGGAGAGGAAGAGAGAGGCAUCGUCACAGAAAGCAGCACGAAGGCAGAACGAGGUGAGAGGAUACGGGGGGAGGAGGUGUGACACCAGGGAGGAGAGGAAGAGAGAAGCCUGGAGGGAAAGAGAAGAAAGGACGAACGAGAGAGGCAAAGAGAGGCGGAUCGGGAAACUUGGCUGAAAGAAGUGCUGAAACGCUGGCAGACAGGGCUUGCAAGGGAACAAGUGAAAGAGGCGAGCAGGCAGGCGGGAGACGAUGUCGGGAAUUUGGAGAGAAAUAAAUACAGGGAGUGAUAGGGAGAUAAAGAUAGGGUAGAGGCAGGGAGAGAAUGACAGACUGAGGAAAGAGGGAGGGAUGAGUGGAGGGAGGUGUCUUGCUCUCUCUCUCUCUGCUGCACGUGUGGGGCUGGUGUUUGCACGGAGAGGGAGGGCAGAGGGGGGGGGGGAUAGGCUGGGUAUUUAAGAGCUGAGCAGGACAGCGCAGACAGGCUCUCAACUCCCAGCUACUGGAGGGAGAGAGGAAGGAGGCAGUGACAAGCCAGACUCACUCUUUCGGUCGGUCAGUCAGUCAGGGAGCCAGCCUGCGAGUGGGGAGAAGAGGCAGGCUAGUCAGUGCCAGCCAGCACUUCAAGCCAGCUUGGGCUGCAAACUCACUCCGACCCAGUCAGCUGUAGGCAUCCCUACUCUCUCCGGCGAGCCAACUCUUGUCUGUGUGGGGCUCUCCCUCGGUCCCUCUUGGGGGACUCUGCCUUCCUUCCACCCCAGCACACCUCUCUCUCCCUCUCCCUCGUUCUGUGUGGGGUGCGCCGCGUGUCUCUCCUGGGGGGAUGGCGCUCUUAGCCCCGGGGGCAGCCCUGACUUACACCCUCCUGGCCCUGGCGCUGGGGAGGAGCCAUGCGGAUUUGGGGACCCCCCCUGCAGGCUUCUACCCCCGUUUCAACCCCUUCUUCUUCCUGUGCACGCAUCACGGGGAGCUGGAGGGGGGCAUAGACUCGGGAGAGGUGCUGAUCACGUUGCAGAUCGCCGGGAACCCCACCACGUACAUUCCGGGACACGAGUACCAUGUAACGAUCUCCACCAGCACCUACUUCGAUGGCCUGCUGGUCACGGGACUCUACACCUCCAACACUCUCCAGUCAGCUCCCAUUCCCGCCCCAGCAGCCUUUGGAUUCGUAGUGGGUAUCUCAUUCAGUAUGAAGUCACCUCCAUGAUGCCGUGAUGCAGACCUCAUGUCAAGGUCAACGUCCCCUUGUUACAGGAAGUUUUAGGAAGCCCUGCAAAUAUCCCGAGAGAAGACCAGAGCUUGUGCUCUAGACAGGAAGAUGUGGCUACAUUCAUCCCACUUGUACCUGUACCUAGCUUCACCAACACCAUGUUCACCAAGCAUGCACACGAGACAAGAGAAAAAAGGCUGUAAUUUUUAUUGUGCAUAACAAGCAGAGCAGCAGCAUUCUGAAUAAAUCUUCCGGUUAGAAUAA
This is a messenger RNA of Lepisosteus oculatus (spotted gar), 1591 nucleotides long. NCBI's taxonomy places the organism in Eukaryota, Metazoa, Chordata, Actinopteri, Semionotiformes, Lepisosteidae. The record is from RefSeq and is a predicted model, not a curated record.